Malassezia globosa CBS 7966 is the source of this 993-nucleotide messenger RNA. RefSeq lists its product as uncharacterized. Gene Ontology annotation, biological process: carbohydrate metabolic process. The record is from RefSeq and is a predicted model, not a curated record. Lineage: Eukaryota; Fungi; Basidiomycota; Malasseziomycetes; Malasseziales; Malasseziaceae. The transcript has a single exon. Gene Ontology annotation, molecular function: hydrolase activity, hydrolyzing O-glycosyl compounds. Bases 1 to 993 code for a protein of 330 amino acids.
AUGUCUUGUCGUCCCAUCGCCAAUGUUGACAUGCCAGACCCUUGGGUCUAUGCAUGGAAUGGAUUGUAUUAUCUCACUUUCACACUAGGGGAUCGAAUUGAAAUCUGGGCUUCGAACAACAUUGAAGACUUUAACAAUCCGCAAAAAAGCUUAGUGUGGCGCCCCCAAGGCUCCGGUUGGGCCCCAGGUAUCUGGGCGCCUGAGCUGCACAAUAUUAACGGUAUUUGGUACAUUUACUUCAGUGGUGAAAAACCUGGAGAAGGUCCAGCGUCACACCGCACGUUGAUACUUCGCUCUCAGUCGCAAGAUCCUAUGGAUCCACAAGGCUGGCAGUUUAUUGGUCCGUUGCAAGGUGUACCCGACCAUUGGGCUAUUGAUGCCACCGUAUUUUCUCUUGGUCAAAACCUUUAUUGCUGUUAUUCCGGUUGGCCCUUGGCAGAUAACUCUGAUACCGAACAGGACCUGUUUCUUGUCCAGCUCGUUACCCCUGAACAAGCUAUCCCAGAAACCCUUGUGACUAUUUCUAAGCCAACAGAAAAGUGGGAGCGUCCGGAUGGAGGUAAGCGUGGCAUCAAUGAGGGGCCAUCUUUCGUCGACUUUCAGGGUAUCCGGGGAAUCGUGUACAGUGCUCACGGUAGCUGGACAUGUGACUACAAACUUGGUCUUCUUAACCUUACUGGCAGUAAUCCAUUGGAUCCUAAAUCAUGGACUAAACGUAACUCACCUUUGCUCUCAAGUGACCGUAGCAAAGGUGGUCCAUAUGGCCCAGGUCAUGCAUCGUUUGUGCCAACGAACGAUGGCCGCAUUUUGUGCAUGUUCCACUGCACGUUUAACGUGGACGAUGGCUGGGAAAACCGCAAGGCUCGCGUCAUGUGCCUGAAUGCACAGGAUUUCAGUCCUUCAGCUGACUGCUGCUGUUGUGCAACCGGUGAAACACCAGGCGAUCGUCCAGGUGGACUCCUCGGUAAGAUCAUCAAUGCCGUGAAGAAGUAA